UUGAACGCAGCAUCGCGUAAUGUGUAUGUGGACGGGCCCAAAAAUUAUAGGCACUCGCGACCACGCCUGUCCUAGAAGGAGGAGUAGAUGGAGUAAAAAGAAACAUUUCACUGUCAGAAAAGCCACUGGAUAAAACUUUUCUGUAGAAAAUGUCCGGAGUGGCAUCCACACUCGCCAAAAAGAGAGCCUUGGCGGCUGGUUUUGGGACGAAUACCAAUGCCGUGAAAUUUUUGAACCAGAACUUUGAGGGUCUCAGAAGUGAGUGUCUGAGCCGCGGGGAAUUGUUCUGUGAUUCCACAUUCCCACCCGUACCUGAAUCUCUGGGCUUUAACGAACUCGGUCCAAGAUCAUCUAAAACCAGAGGCAUUCAAUGGAAAAGACCUGGGGAACUGACCUCCAGUCCUGAGUUUAUUGUUGGAGGGGCUACAAGAACAGAUAUUUGCCAAGGAGGUUUAGGUGAUUGCUGGCUCUUAGCGGCCAUUGCCUCCCUAACCCUCAAUGAGGAGGUUCUGGCUCGGGUCGUACCAUCUGACCAGGGCUUUGGGCAAGACUAUGCUGGUAUUUUCCACUUUCAGUUUUGGCAGUUUGGGGAAUGGGUGGAUGUGGUGGUGGAUGACCGAUUGCCUACAAGAGAUGGGGAACUGCUGUUUGUUCAUUCAGUCACAGGCUCAGAGUUCUGGAGUGCCCUGCUGGAGAAGGCCUAUGCCAAGGUGAAUGGAUGCUAUGAAGCUUUGUCUGGAGGUUCCACCACAGAGGGUUUUGAGGAUUUCACUGGAGGAAUUGCAGAAAUGUAUGAGUUGAAAAGUGCUCCACCCAACAUUUUUCAAAUCAUCCGGAAGGCUCUGGACUCUGGAGCUCUGUUGGGAUGCUCCAUAGAUAUCACCAGUGCUGCAGACUCUGAGGCCAUCACUUCUCAGAAACUAGUGAAAGGACAUGCUUACUCUCUAACUGGGGCAAUUGAGGUUAAUUACAGAGGCCAAAAGGUGAAGCUGGUUAGAGUUCGUAAUCCUUGGGGUCAGGUAGAAUGGACGGGGGCCUGGAGUGACAACUCUUCUGAGUGGAACGCUGUCAGUCCAUCUGAACGUGAGAAUGUGAAGGCAGACGAUGGAGAGUUCUGGAUGUCAUUUUCAGAUUUUGUGAGGCAUUAUACCCGUCUGGAGAUCUGCACUCUGACUCCGGACACACUGACCUCUGACUCGGUCAAACACUGGAGUGCUUGUAAAUUUGAUGGCAGCUGGAGAAGAGGCUCUACGGCUGGUGGCUGCAGGAACCAUCCCUACACAUUCUGGAUGAAUCCUCAGUUUAAGAUUAAACUGGAUGAGGAAGAUGAUGAUCCGGAUGAUGAUGAAGUGGGCUGCAGUUUAGUCAUUGGCCUGAUCCAGAAGAACCGACGCAGAAUGAGGAAGGCUGGAGAGGACAUGCACACCAUUGGCUAUGCCAUCUAUGAGGUGCCUCCUCAGUUCCAUGGGCAAAAGGAGGUUCAUCUGGAUAAGAACUAUUUUCUGACACAUGCUCAGAAAGCUCGAUCUGAGACUUUCAUUAACCUGAGAGAAGUCAGCACCCGCUUUAAACUUCCUCCUGGAGAAUAUCUCAUCGUUCCCUCUACCUUUGAGCCUAACAAGAAUGGAGACUUCUGUGUGCGUGUAUUCUCUGAGAAACAGUCUGAGAUGCAACAAUGUGAUGACCCUGUGGAGGCACAUAUAGAAGAUGAGACUGUGUCUGAAGAGGAGGUGGAUGCUGGCUUUAGGGGACUAUUUACCAAACUUGCAGGAGAUGACAUGGAGAUCUCUUCCACUGAGCUGCAGACAAUUUUCAACAAAAUCGUUGCAAAACGGACCGAUAUAAAGACGGAUGGUUUCAGUAUGGAUACGUGUAGGGUCAUGGUGAACCUUAUGGAUGACAGUGGCAAUGGUAAACUGGGUAUAGCUGAGUUUGCCUCUCUUUGGAAGAAAAUUCAAAAGUAUCUGGCAAUCUACAAGAAGAAUGAUAUGGAUGGGUCUGGCUGCAUGAGUACACCAGAGAUGCGAAUGGCUUUGAAGGAAGCAGGGUUCUCACUGAAUGACUGCCUUCAUCAGAUUCUGGCUGCACGUUAUGGAGCAGACGACAUGACCAUUGACUUUGAUAACUUUGUGGCUUGUGUGAUGCGUCUGGAGAUGAUGUUUAAAGUGUUCAAGAAGAUCGACAUAGACAGCAGUGGCUUUAUUGAGUUAGACUUCUACCAGUGGCUGACAUUUGCCAUGAUUUAAAGGAACAGAGGAUUUUGAAAUAUACUUGUAUUCUAUUAGUUACACAAUUAUAUACCUAAAUGCUUCAUUUGUAUUGUGGACCACCUGACUUUUGUAAAUGUUUGCAAGGAGAAACAAGUAAAGUUACCUGUUUUAUUUGUAAUGCACUUUUACAGUUAUUGCAGUGCUAGUCAUCACUGUAUUCAAUUUUUUCUUUUUAGAGGUGCUUGCUGUUACUGUGGCUCAAACUUGGUUUAAGUCUUAAACUUGCUAUAUAUAUAUAUAUUAGUUUUAUAUGAAAUUUUAAAUUAAAGUUUUUAAACCAAGCUGGAAACUUACAAACACUGGUAUUUCCUUCUGUAAAUGCAAAUAUAGUUUGUAUUGUGUGCCACCUGAAAUUUAUAAAUGUGUCCACUCUGCAGCCUUGUUGCAACAAAUAAAGUCUGAUUUUAAUUUUGUAA
Molecule: messenger RNA, 2686 nt
Organism: Myxocyprinus asiaticus (Chinese sucker)
Lineage: Eukaryota; Metazoa; Chordata; Actinopteri; Cypriniformes; Catostomidae
Product: calpain-2 catalytic subunit-like
Exons: 21
Coding region: 150-2246 (698 amino acids)
Biological process (GO): proteolysis
Cellular component (GO): cytoplasm
Molecular function (GO): calcium-dependent cysteine-type endopeptidase activity; calcium ion binding
Source: RefSeq, a predicted model, not a curated record